Molecule: messenger RNA, 5747 nt
Organism: Trichomycterus rosablanca
Lineage: Eukaryota; Metazoa; Chordata; Actinopteri; Siluriformes; Trichomycteridae
Gene: esyt1b
Product: extended synaptotagmin-like protein 1b
Exons: 52
Coding region: 68-5587 (1839 amino acids)
Biological process (GO): lipid transport
Cellular component (GO): endoplasmic reticulum membrane; extrinsic component of cytoplasmic side of plasma membrane
Molecular function (GO): phosphatidylethanolamine binding; phosphatidylcholine binding; phosphatidylinositol binding
Source: RefSeq, a predicted model, not a curated record
CACAGUUUCAGCACUGCUGCACUGAACGCUGCGUAAGAUCUGAAUUCACUUCUUAAAUCGUUUCACAAUGUCUGAGAAAGAGACAGAGCCGAGCGCUCCAGAAACUAAGCAAAAAGAAGAAAGCAAGGAGAAGAUAGUCGCUAAAGUCAAACGCAUUGAUGCGAUGGGUAUUUUAUGGACUUUUGGGAAAUGCCUGACAGCUUUGUUGCCUAUGUACCUGGCUGGAUAUUACCGUGUGAGCAGCAGUUUGGUUGUGUUUGGAUUAGCGCUCUAUUCAGGAUGGAAACACACACGGGAAGCCAAAGAGGCGCGUCUGAAAUCCGCCAUGCAGUUACUGAACCAGGACUCAGACAGCGAGGACAAAAAUUACAGAGAUCUGCCUGCAUGGGUCAAUUUCCCAGACGUGGAGAAGGUUGAGUGGUUAAAUAAGGUGAUUAAACAGGCAUGGCCUUAUAUUGGUCAGUAUUUGGAGAAGUUGCUAACUGAGACUAUUGCCCCAUCCAUCCGAGGGUCCAGUUCUCACCUGCAGACCCUCAGUUUUACCAAGAUUGACUUUGGUAACAAGCCUAUGAAGGUAGUAGGGGUGAAGGCUCAUACAGAGAAUGACAAGGGACAAGUGCUGCUGGAUGUCUACAUCAGCUACGUGGGGAAUGUGGAGAUCAAUGUGGAAAUAAAGAGGUACUUCUGUAAAGCUGGAGUGAACGGCAUACAGCUCAAUGGGAUGAUGAGAGUUAUUCUGGAGCCUUUGAUUGGCGAUGUGCCCAUUGUGGGGGCGGUCACAAUGUUCUUUAUCCGGAGGCCUAAACUUACCAUUAACUGGACUGGCCUAACUAACCUGUUGGACAUCCCAGGACUGAAUGUAAUGUCUGACACCAUGAUAAUGGAUACCAUUGCCUCCUUCUUGGUUCUGCCUAAUCGCCUCACUGUUCCACUGGUGCCAGAUCUUCCAGUAGCACAGCUCCGCUCCCCUCUGCCCAGGGGUGUGGUUCGUAUUCAUCUGUUAGAGGCUGAUAAUUUGGCUGCAAAGGAUAACUAUGUAAAGGGUGUGAUGGCAGGCAUGUCUGACCCUUAUGCUCUGAUCAGAGUGGGGCCACAGUCCUUCAAGUCCCGCCACAAAGACAACACAGACUGUCCGAAAUGGGGCGAAAUAUAUGAGGUCAUUGUUCAUGAAGUGCCUGGUCAGGAGUUAGAGGUGGAAGUAUAUGACAAAGAUCCAGACAAGGAUGAUUUCCUGGGAAGAAUUACGAUGGAUUUGGGAAUUGUGAGAAAGUGUGGAAUUGUUGAUGAGUGGUUCAAUCUGAAGGAAGCUGACACUGGACGUGUUCACCUCAAACUGGAAUGGCUAACACUUAUUGAAAACACUGAUAACUUAGAGAUGGUUCUAAAGAGAAAUGAAGCCCUGAAAAGUACAACAGCAGAACCACCCUCAGCAGCCAUUUUAGCAGUGUAUUUGGACAAGGCAGAGGCACUUCCUAUGAAGAAGGGCAAUAAGGAUCCCAGUCCCGUGGUGCAGCUCUCUGUGCGGGAUACAAAGCGAGAAAGCCGAACCUCGUGGAACACAGUCAAUCCAGUGUGGGAAGAUGCCUUCACUUUUUUUAUUCAAGAUCCUCAAAAACAGGACAUUGAUAUCCAGGUGAAGGAUAAUGACCGUGUGCAGACACUGGGCAGUUUGACCAUCCCUCUCUCUCGCCUUCUUUCUUGUCCUCAGCUUAGUCUGGAUGAGUGGUUUCAGCUGAACCAGUCUGGCCCAGCCAGUCGUAUCCACAUCAGCACUGUACUUAGGGUGCUUUGGAUGAAUGAGAAUGCUGUGUCAGCCUCCCUUUCCUCAAGCAGCCUCGAUUACUCACAACCUCAACACACCACCCCUGAUCCCAGUUUUGCCACUGAGGGAGUGCUACGUAUUCAUGUAUUGGAGGGCCAGAAUUUGAUCCCCAAGGACAACAAGAUGGGGGGCAUGGUGAAAGGGAAGAGUGACCCUUAUGUUGUCAUUAAUAUUGGGGGCAGCACCUUUAAGAGUCGCGUCAUUAAGGAGAACCUUAACCCCAACUGGAACGAGAUGUAUGAGGUGGUUCUGACUGAUCUUCCUGGUCAAGAUGUAUCACUGGAGGUUUUGGAUAAAGACAUGGACAUGACGGAUGACUUCAUGGGAAGAUUGAAGAUCAAGCUGUGUGAUAUAAUCAAGUCCCAGCACAUGGAUGAGUGGUUUACUCUAAAUGAUGUCAAACGUGGACGUAUUCAUCUUGCUGUAGAGUGGCUCCCCAGAUUAAAAGAAUCUGAUAAUCUUCAACAGGUGUUGCAUUAUCAGUCUAAGUGUUCAUAUCUGAAUAAAGCUGUUCCUGCUGUGGCUCUGUUGUUUGUGUAUCUGGAGGCUGCAAAUAAUCUUCCCUUAAAGAAGAGUGGAAAGGAGCCAAAGGUUGGGGCUGAACUUGUUCUGGGAAGCCAAUCCUACAAAACCACAGUGUGUGAUCGUACUAGCUCACCCAAAUGGAAUGAGGCUUUUCAUUUUCUGGUCUACAAUCCUAACAAGGAGGACCUUAUUGUAAAGUUGUCACACUGCUGGGAUUUCUCCCUUGGUUCUGUAGUGAUUCCUGUCAGAGAUCUUCUCUCACAGUCAGAGCUGGUUCUGGAUCAGUGGCUGAAUCUGGAUGGAGCUUCACCUGAGAGUCAAAUACUUUUGAGAGCACAACUUAUGAUUCUGUGCCCAAAUGUGACGAAGAGUAUUAAAGAGGAGACAGAGACAUCUGCUAUACCCAAAACAUCCAUCAAAGAGAGCAAACCAGAGAAAGAAUCAGUUCAAACUGAGCCACUGAGGCCAGCCACCAUCUCCUCCUCUGUAAGUACUGCUAGUAAGCUGACAGAGAGGGAGAAUGAGAAAGAAAAGGAAAAAGUGAAGGAGAGUGAGAAGGCUCCAGAAGUUAUCGGUCCUGUUGAUGUUCGUCCUUUGCACACCAGCCCAGAUCCCAGCUUUAGCACUGAGGGAGUGCUGCGUAUUCACCUGCUGGAGGCUGAGAAUUUGAUUCCCAAGGACAACUUCAUGGGAAGCAUGGUGAAAGGAAAAAGCGAUCCAUAUGUUAAAAUGACUAUCGGGAGCAACACAUUUAAGAGUCAUGUAAUAAAAGAGAAUCUCAACCCCACCUGGCACGAGAUGUAUGAGCUGGUUUUGGCCCCUACGAUGGCUACAGAAGUUGUACUUGUAGAGGUGUUUGAUAAGGACAUUGAUAAAGAUGAUUUUCUGGGGAGGCUUCACAUUAACAUGAAUGAAAUCAUCCAAACUCAACACAUAGACCAGUGGUUUUCCCUGAAUGAUGUAAAACAUGGCCGCCUUCACCUGGUUCUAGAGUGGCUUCCCACAGUAACACAGCCUGACCAACUGGAACAGGCCCAGCAGUUGCAGUCUGUGUCUUUUCAAAAUAAAGCGGUGCCUUCUGCAGCUCUGCUGUUUGUCCUUAUUGAGAGAGCACAUGCACUACCAAUGGUAAAAGGUGGGAAGGAACCAAAGGCAGGAGCAGAGCUUGUUCUCGGGAACAACACUUACAAAACCAAGAUGUGUGAACGGUCUACCUCUCCUCAAUGGGGGGAGGCUUUCCAUUUCCUACUUCAAGAUCCAAAAGAAGACAUGAUAGUCAUUAAGGUUUUGAGUGGCUGGGAUCAGCCUCUAGGUUCUUUUGUUUUACCAGUGAGAGAUCUGCUUUCCCAGCCAGAGAUGCUGCUGGACCAGUGGCAAAAUCUGGAUGGAGCUUUACCUGAGAGUCAGAUUCUACUGAGAGCACAACUCAAGAUUCUGGCUUCAAAUGUGGACGGUAAACAGGUGGAAAAACCUACAGAGAAAAAACCUGUGGAAAAGUCUAUUGAUAAACCAAUAGAAAAGCUUGUUGAGAAGCCUGCAGAGAAGCCUGCUGGUGCAAGCAGCUCUGCUGGUGGGCCAGGUGCAGGGAAAGCAUCAAACAAUGCUGAACAGUUGCAGUCAGCAGCCAGUAAGGAUAUAAAACAUGAAGCCAAGCCAAAACCAAGGCUUAAUGAAUUGGUGGCUUCUACAGUCCCAAUGUCUGUCCCACAUACUGAAGACUCACACAGAGUUCCAGAAGCAGAUCCUACUCAUGACCCAAAGGAUUUGAGUAAAGCAUCGUCUGUGGGAGAAGCUACUAAGGUGACUGAACCAGUCAGAAUAAGUGACUCAGCAUCUGCAGGCAGUAAGGACCAACAUGUGGACAAGCCAUUGAAUAGUUCACAAGAAAAGGUUCAUCCAACCAUUCCUGCCGCUGAAGAAAAAACAGACAUCAAACACACAUUGCCUCAACACACAAAUCCUGACUCUGGCUUCAGCAGCCAGGGAGUGCUGCGUAUUCACCUUCUAGAGGCUCAGAAUUUGGUUGCUAUGGACAGUUUGAUGGGGGGCAUUAUGAAGGGGAAGAGUGACCCCUAUGUUAAGAUAACUGUUGGAAGCCUCACAUUUAAAAGUCAUGUGAUUAAGGAGAACCUCAACCCCACCUGGAAUGAGAUGUAUGAGAUGAUUCUGAGCCCCGAUUCCAAUCUAGAAGUGAAGUUUGAACUCUAUGACAAGGACAUUGACUCCGAUGACUUUCUUGGAAGGUUCAAAAUUAAACUUGGGGAUAUCAUUAAAUCCCAGUACAAUGACGGGUGGUUUACUCUGAAUGAUGUGAAACAUGGCCGUCUUCAUCUGGUUCUGGAGUGGCUGCCCACUGUAUCCCACUCUGACAAACUCCAACAGGUGCUGCAUAUGCAAAGUGCUCAGUGUUACCAAAAUAAAACUUCACCUUCGGCUGCACUGCUGUUCAUCCAUAUUGAAAGAGCACAUGCAUUACCUUUGAAGAAGAGUGGAAAGGAGCCUAAAGCUGGAGUUGAACUCAUACUUGAAGGAACCUCUUACAGAACUAAGAUGUGUGAUCGCAGCACUUCUCCUCAGUGGCAUGAAGCAUUCCAGUUCCUGGUUCAUGAUCCCAGCAAAGACAUGCUGGUUAUCAAGCUUUUAAGUGGGUGGGAUCAGCCUAUAGGCUCUGUGGUUCUACCACUGAAGGAGCUUCUUUCCAGACCAAAGCUUCUGCUGGACCAGUGGCUGAAUCUGGAUGGAGCUUUAGCUGAAAGUCAGAUCUUGCUGAGAGCACACCUCAAGAUCUUGGACUCUAAGAUGGCAGCACUCAUGGCACUUGGUACAGGCCCUGUACUGAGCAACAAACAGGCAGCCAUCACUGGGCAGAUCAGAAUUUCAUUGUCCUACCAGAAGAAACUUGUUGUGCUCAUUCACGCCUGCAGAGGCCUGGUGACUUCAUCCAAAGAAGGUUUAGACACCUAUGUCUCCCUGAUUCUGCUCCCUGAUAAGAACAAAGCCACAAAGAAAAAGACAGCUGUGAAAAAGAAAGACCUAAAUCCAGAGUUUAAUGAAAGGUUUGAAUACGAUAUGAGUGUGGAGGAUGUUCAGCAGCGACUUUUGAGUAUUUGUGUGAAGCACAGCUCGUCCUUCAUGAGUCGAGACAAAGACGUCAUUGGUCAGGUGGAAAUAGAUCUGAGGCAGGUUGACUUUGUCUCAGGUGUCACAGAAUGGUUUGAUCUGAAGGAAGAAAACAACUAAGCUUGUCCUUCAAAGUGGCCAUAACCUGCAAGGUUACAGCAAUGCCUUCCUGUAUUCUAUUUCCUGUUUGUGGUCCUGUUUUUUCUAUCUCUGUUUUGCUGCUAAUGUGUUUUGUAGUGUGCUUGCUAAAGAAGUAAAUCGAUAAUAGAAUCAAUAUGAU